CUGCCGUGCGCUGGUGCAGGUGCUCUAUUUCAUCGAGAGAGGAUGCGAAAGGAAAGAAGGGGAGGGAAAGAAUGAAGGGAACCGUCGGAGAAAAGUAUGCAGGGCAGGAAUAAAAGGGUAUCAGCAGCUGACAGUGUGUCUAACGUCCAGGGGCUCGGCUAAGAAUGAUUUAUUGAAAGGGGCACUUUGAGAUAUGAUGAGGUUUCUCUCUGGUUGGCAAUAGUACUAUGAUUUGGUAUGUGGCCACUUUGAUAGCAAGUGUAUUCAGCACCAGAGGAACAGCUGCUCAAGGUGCCCACGGAGUCAGAGAGGAGCCCCAGUUUGUGACGGCCCGCGCAGGGGAGACCGUGAUUCUGGGAUGUGACGUGACCCACCCACUCAACGGCCAGCCCUACGUGGUGGAGUGGUUCAAGUUUGGAGUGCCCAUCCCCUUCUUCAUCAACUUCCGCUUCUACCCUCCUCAUGUGGACACGGAGUACGCCGGCCGAGCCAGCCUGCAUGGCAAGUCAUCUCUACGCAUUGAGAGGGUUCGCUCGGAAGACCAGGGCUGGUACGAGUGCAAGGUCCUGAUGCUGGGACAACAGUACCACACCUUUCACAACGGCAGCUGGGUGCACCUCACAGUCAACGCUCCCCCAACUUUCACGGACACACCGCCGCAGUAUGUGGAGGCCAAAGAGGGAGGCAGCAUCACUCUGAGCUGCACGGCCUUCGGGAAUCCCAAACCUUCAGUCAGCUGGCUCAGGGAGGGAGGCCCCGUACAGGACAGCAGCAAGUAUAAGGUGAGUGAUGGCAGCCUGACGAUUGUUUCCAUCAGCCGUGAGGACAGGGGAGCGUACACAUGCCGAGCGUACAGUGAGCAGGGAGAGGCCGUCCAUACCACACGCCUACUCGUCCAAGGACCCCCAUUUAUUGUCUCACCGCCAGAGAACAUAACCGUAAACAUAUCCCAGGAUGCAUUCUUCACUUGUCAGGCUGAGGCAUAUCCUGGCAACCUAACAUACACCUGGUUCUGGGAGGAAGAUAACGUCUUCUUCAAGAAUGAUCUAAAGCGCAGAGUGAGUAUUCUGAUCGACGGUUCGCUCAUCAUCUCCCAGGUGAAACCUGAGGAUGCUGGGAAAUACACCUGCAGCCCGAGUAACAGCCUUGGGCGCCCACCUUCUGCAUCAGCGUACCUGACAGUGCAUUACCCUGCCCGUGUGAUAAACAUGCCGCCCGUUAUUUACGUGGCCAUCGGACUGCCGGGGUACAUCCGCUGCCCGGUGGAUGCCAACCCGCCUGUCACUUCAGUGAAGUGGAAAAAAGACAGCCUGCCUCUGCGGAUAGAGAAGUACCCUGGCUGGAGCCAAAUGGAAGAUGGGAGCAUUCGAGUGUCUGAGGUGACAGAGGACUCUCUCGGCACCUACACCUGCGUGCCUUACAAUAGCCUCGGUACAAUGGGACAGUCCCCUCCCGCCCCUCUGGUGCUAAAGGACCCACCCAAAUUUCUGGUGGUUCCUGGAGGGGAGUACAGGCAGGAGGCUGGUCGAGAGCUGGUCAUCCCCUGUGAGGCAGAAGGAGACCCAUUCCCCAACAUUACAUGGAGAAAGGUAGGGAAGCCCAGCAGAAGCAAGCACAACGUCCUACCGAGAGGCAGCUUACAGUUCAAAUCUCUCAGCAAGGAGGACCACGGGGAGUGGGAGUGUGUCGCCUCCAAUGUCGCCACGAGCAUCACUGCCAGCACGCACCUCCUAGUAAUCGGCACAAGCCCACACGCCCCCGCCAAAGUCCACGUUUCGGUCUCGACGACCUCGGCCAACGUAUCAUGGGAACCCAGUUACGACGGCGGCUUUGAGCAGACAUUCUCAGUCUGGUACGGCCAUGUGGUGAAGAGGGAGCAGUUAGGACCGCAUGACUGGCUGUCCAUGCCUGUGCCCAGCGGGCAGCACUGGCUCCUGGUGCAAGGCCUGGAGCCCGAGACGGCCUACCAAUUCAGCGUCCUGGCCCAGAACAAGCUGGGGACGGGCCCGUUCAGCGAGGUCGUCACUGUGAACACACUAGUAUUUCCUAUAAGUACCCCAGAACCACUGGUGCUGCUUACCCCACCACGGUGCCUCACAGCCAACCGGACACAGCAGGGAGUCCUACUCACAUGGAUCCCUCCAGCCAAUCACACGUCGCCAAUUGAUCACUACAUCAUGGAGUUCCGCCUCGGGGAGAGGUGGGAUGUUCUUGAUGAUGCAAUCCCUGCUGGAGAGACAGAGCUAUUGGCUAGAGACCUGGUUCAGGAGGCCUGGUAUGAGUUCAGAGUGAUGGCGGUUAUGGAUGACCUUGUCAGUGAGCCCAGUAAUGUAGUGGGAGUCUCUAGCACAGACUACUUCCCGCCGCCUGAGGUGCCAGACGAGGGGCUGGCACGGCCGGUGGUGGCAGGCAUUGUGGCCACCAUCUGUUUCCUGGCAGCAGCCAUCCUCUUCAGCACGCUAGCGGCCUGCUUCGUCAACAAACAGAGACGGCGUAAGCUCAAGCGGAGACGAGAUCCCCCUCUGUCUAUAACACACUGCAGAAAGAGUGUGGAGACUCCGAGUCCUCUUACCCCUCUACCUGGCAUAGAACCCUACUGGGAAGGCCAGGAAAGGAGCAGCUACAGGCCUCCGCCCUCCAGUCCUCUAUCAUCUUCUGGAAAGGUUAGUCCAGAAAGUGUCCGCUCCAUAGGACCUCCUUCAGAGUCCUCCGAGGAUGGUUUACGAGCUAAGAAGUUUCCUCAAAGUCCUGCCAAGGAGAAGGAGCUGUCUUUAUACAAGAAGACCAAGAGAGCAAUAAUUAGCAAGAAAUAUAGCGUCUCUAAGCACGAGGCAGAGGCUACCACGCCAAUUGAAUUGAUCAGUCGUGGCCCAGAUGGGCGCUUUGUCAUGGAACCUACGGAUGCGGAAACACCAAUUAAGGCAAGGCGCAUCGAGGGCUUCCCCUUCGUGGAGGAGUCUGAUCUGUACCCUGAAUUUCGACAGUCAGAUGAGGAGAAUGAUGAUCCGGGGCCCAUGCCGCCUAUGAUGGCUACCCUCAGACCCCAUCAGAUCUCGCCCAUUUCUUCUAGCCAGGAGUCUUACUUGCAGCCCCCAGCCUACAGUCCCCGCUUCCAGAGGCCCAUGGAAGGCAUGACUAUCAUGGAAACCAGUCGACUCCAGGCUACAGGGCAGAUUCGUGGUGCUCCUCACUUCCGAGCCUUUUCCCAUGGCCAGUUCUACAGCUACUUGGGAAGUCCAGGGGAACCUGAGCCUCCGCCUCCCUUCUACAUGCCAGAAACCAGCCCUCUCAGCUCAGUAAUGUCUUCUCCUCCUUACCACAUGGAGGGACCUUUCGGUCAUCCCACCAUCCCUGAGGAAAUCGGUGAGGGAGAUAUUCAGCAUUAUGCAGUCUCUGGCUACACCCUUCCCUUGGCUCACCCCUCCACCUCGCGCUCUCCAGACAUCUGGCAGCGACCCGAUUUUACCUUUGCUACAAUCGAGGGUCCUCACUUUAUUUUUCCACCCCCACACCCUUUGCAUCUUCAUCCGGAACCUCCCCUUCCUCCCCCUCUUGUUCUUCCUCCUAGUGCCCUCCAGCCCUCCACCCUUCAAGUAUCUCCGUACCCUGGUAUCCUGCAGCUGGAGGCCCCAAAGAGCCGCCCAGGCAAGUCUCCCAGCAAGGUCAAGCCUCAGGGCCUUCCAGCCAAGCGUUUACCUAUGCAAGAGGCACAGAGUCUAGGGCAGCUAAGACACACAAGCCACGGUAUGGGUGUACCAGUAUUGCCUUACCCUGACCCAGUGUCUCACAUGGUUGGCCCAAGCUCAUUCGGAAGCCUGGAUACGCGAUGGUACGAGCUUACACCCAGGCUUAGCCCAAGGCAGCCCCGCAGGAUGGAACCCAGCAUGGUAGUUCUUCAACCAUCCCGCCUCUCACCUCUAACUCAGAGCCCUAUUAGCUCUCACGAAGGCUCACCGGAGAUUGUAGUGCGCCCCAGGCCCCGUCCCAGUGUCAUCCAGCCCCCGAUCCCUCCUGAGAUGUCUGAGAUCACCCUUCAACCUCCUUCUUCAGCUAGUUUCUCUAGAAGGUCCUCCCCCUCCUCCUCUCCUGCUCAAGGCCAAGGCAGCCGAAGGGCAAGUCCCAGCUACCGAUCCCACAUGGCAUUUGCCACCUCAGCAGCAAGCUAUCCGUCACAGUCCCCUUCACCUCCUGUAGAAAGCAGCAACAUUUUCGGGCAGAUGCCAACCCAGAGGAGGACUGAGGAGGAGAUCCUUCCAUCAGAACCCUCUCCACCCCAGUUAUCAGCUUCAGGAAAACAUCGAGGUGCACCAAGUGGCUCUGCAGGGUCUGAGAGGAUAGAAGCACUGAGAUAUCAACGAGUGAAAAAAGCUAAGAAAGUCGGCAUCAACAAUAACAACUCCAAGACCAGACGAAAGACGGGUGUGCUCCCCUCUCAGACCCAGCAGCCCCACACCUCUCAGGUCCUCCAGCCAGAAGAAGCUCUCUACCUCCGCAAGAAGAAGAAAAAGUUGACUCGCCAGGACCCGUACGCCCGCUUCUCCGCUCUGCUGUACCGCCGCCCGCCCCGAGAAGACCAGAAAGCCAUUUUGGCUAGUAUGGACACAGCAGACCCAGACCACGCCACUCUCCUCUGAAGUCCCAGAGAUUACAGGCCACACUCUCCCCAAACUCUGAGCUCCUUCCACCUUUGCUCAGCCAGCCAACGUCUUCACGUCCACACCUGCCUCCACUGGUUUACUCCUCUUCUCUUUUCCGUUACACUCAAUGUAUCACAAGAAAAUGCUUGUGUUCCAAGGUUUUGCUCUAGUCCAUUUACCUCAAAUUCAGAAGGAUCGGUCACCUUGAGCAGAUUAAAAAGAAUAUCUUAUAUGCCUCAAUUUAUCUUUGGGAUUUAGUGACUCUUAUCAGAUGGUGCGUCAGAUAAGAGCACAGCUGUCAAGCUUCUGUUUCAUUCUGCCAACAGUCUCAACCAUAUCUAGCAGAUCACAGGGUUUUCACAGGUAUACCUCAAACACACCACAAUCUCAGUGCUGCUAUACUGACAAACAGUAGACGUUAACAAUCCAAACAUUUGUUUGUAUUUUUAAAUACGACAUUCCACAGUGCAAAUUUCGGACAUAUUAGCAAACCAUCCAUGAAAAGUGCAAUGUACACUACCAUUCAAAAGUUUGAGGUCAGUAUGAUUUUCAAGUGUUUUUGAAAGUAAUAUCUUAUGCUUACCAAGACUGCAUUUAUUUGAUCAAAUAAAUGCAGUAAAAAACUAAAAUAUUAUUACAAUUUAAAAUAACAGUUUUUAUUUUAGUGUAUUUUAUAAUGCAAUUUAUUCCUGUGAUUGCAAAGCUGAAUUUUCAGCAGCCAUUACUGGAGUCUUGAGUGUCACAUGAUCUUUCAGAAAUCAUUUUAGUAUGUUGAUUUGAUGCUUAAGAAACAUUUCUUAUUGUUGAAAACAAUUGUACUGCUCAAUACUUCUCAAUAUUAAAAUUUUUGGAUCAUAAAAAGAACAGCAUUUAUUUAAAUUAGAUGUAUUUUGUCACUUUUGGUCAUUUUAAAUGUAUCCAUGCUAAAUAAACGUAUUGAUUUCUUACUGACCCUACAUUUUUUUAAAUGGUAGCAUAUGAAUUUUUAACAUAUAUUAGCACCAUGGCUGUUAGUGAUGGUAUUAGGCAUGAUUAUGUGUGCAUUUGAGAUGUUGCAAGCGUUGUCUACUCACACACUUAUACUAAUACUCCUUCUCCACAUUUGAGGAGAAAAUGGAAACACUUUUCUACAAAGCACAACAAUUCAUCUGUUAAAGCUACAGUACAGGCAGAGACACAGGCUUGGAUAGCAAUGGCAACCAUUUGAAUAAGGGAACAUUUCAUUCCAAUGCCAUUUUUGAUAAACAUAUGUACAGAAGCUGCUAUAUCCUUCUACACUUUUUGAAUGCAAACUUGCACUGAAGCAAAACCUUGGUGACUACUGUGAGUGACAUUUUUUGUUUACGCCAACCUCACUUCUCACGGUUAUCAAGCUCUAUUCAGAAAGUACUAUAGUAAUGCCAAAAAUACUACAGCUUCCUUAAUCAAUAAGACUAUAAAGUGUACUGUACUGUGAGGAGGAUAGGAUUUUGUGCCAUAAUAAACUAUAGUAUUUUUGUCAUCAACAUGCGAUGCCCCCUUACAUAAAAAGGCAUACAUUGGCCUUAAUAGGGCUCCUUAAUGCUUAUUCCUGUUGUGUUUGUUUUAUUUAGUUCUUUUCGUUUAAGUGACAAAAAAUGAAAUCUACUGCCUUUGUAGGCCAUUUUCGAGCCGUUUUGUUUUUUGGUUAAACCAGAAACGGCAACCCAGCGCCUGUCUCUCUCCUCUGUGAAGACCCUUGGGGGAAAAUCUCUUUGGGAUGAGAGGGCUAUUCCCAGCGGCCAAAGGUUUUUAUUGUGUUUCUAUCAUCCAACGGUGCUUCUUUUCUACAGAAAGACAUGUAUUUUCACUGUCUGAACAGACAUACCUGGGCAAAUGUACAUUUUAGCGUGCUAGCCAUUGUCCAAGGGGGAUGUAAUGGCCGUCAGACGAGAGGUGGCAUGUUCUGUGUCUUAUCACUUGUACAGAUGUGCAGUCAGCUUGUACAUUUGAAAAAUGUCUAAAACUGCAAUUAAUGGCUGAUUAUUGUACUGUUUCUUCAGCCUGGAAAACAAAUUCAAAUCGAAAAGCAAGUAAAGAUGAACCCUUGACCUCCAGAUCGCAGGUUAAAGGGGUUAUGGGUGCGUGGUUCAUGGCUAAGCCCCUCCCAAUGGCCAAUUGCCACAUUAAAGGCAUUUUAACAGCCUACGUAAGGUGCUAUAAAAAGUCUUCAGACUGAACUCUGUUAAUAAUAUAUAAUUAAUUUGAUCUUCCAGCAGAUAAUGGCUGCUGCUUAUAGGUGCCGUCACAUUUCGACAAAAUUUUGUGCGCAAAAAUGGUUUGUUGUCUGUUAUCAAUAGUGUUGCCAUAUGUGAAGUUACUUUCAAACCAAUCAGCUUUCUGUUAAGGUGCGGUCACAUUUAAUGUUGUUUUCACAAUAUUAACAGGAAUUUUAACAGGAAUUUACACGUUUGGUAAUUUUGCAUUUCCCCACAUUAGAUUUCAUGGAUUUGCUGCGUUGACCAACAAAAAGCUGUAUGGUUUGAAAGUGACUUCUGCGUGAGCUGUUCUUCAUUCAUUGUUUUACUAUUGAUUAUAGAAAAUAAAUUUCGCCGAAAUUUUGCUAAUGUGACUACACCUCAUAUCCUGAACACCUCAGUAUGUGAUGUUUUAGGAUUUCAACACCAUCUGUCUGAUAAGCCUUCAAGUGCUGUCACAUUAACCAUUGUUCGGCGAAUUUUUGCGGGUGGAAUCCAGUCAUUUUAAUGGAAAUCCUCAUGUUUGGAAAUUUCGUGCGAAGACGUAGAUUUUGCAAUGGGUUUCAAGUUCACCAGGAUUUGAAAGCGAUCUUUUUCUGAGCUGUGCUUCGUACGUUGCUACUAUUGUCGAUAAACAAAAACACUUUUCUCCCUGCGAAAUUUCGCCAAAAUUUCGCUAAUGUGACCGUUCUUUUUGCUGUCUGCUGUGGCGUUUCGAAGGUCAUCAAUGAUAUCGAUAUUCAUACUUGACUAGCAUCGGAGCGUUAUAUAUUAGUGAGCGUGAGUUGUGAGCUGGGAAGCAUACAUGUCGGUUGGAGAAGCUGUUGUCGCAGCUGCCGUAUAGUGAAGAUUUUAUUCAUUUGUUUGGAUGUAACGUUAGCUUAUACAUGAUAGACCAGCGCAUCAAGUGCUCAUUUGCACCUUUUAGGCGUCAGAAAAGGUCAACCUUUGUGGAAGAUGUUGAUUUGGAUCUGGGGAUUGAUUGUCAAAGAGUCAGACACCAUUUUAAGCUUUUAGCGAUUCUGAGCUCGACACGUUUUAUUUAGCUUCGCGCCGUGAGACCUGCUCAGAUUCCUGAACCGUGAUUGAGCCGUUAUUUGUAUGUCGUGUGAAUGGCUUUACAUUUUGAGCAAAGACUUGAUUGUUCAUACUUGUAAUUUUGUUUUAUUUGUAAAUCAAGUAACCAGAUUAGAUGAGACCUACUUGCUAAAGUUAGGUAUUCUAUUUGUGUGUGUCAAAACACACUGUUUUAGGUAGAUAGAGGCGACUGAUCAUCUCGUUCACUCGGGAGAUGUGCUUAUCCUAAGUAUUUUUGAUCCAUUUCACUGGGCAAUUGUCAAAUAUGGUGCUUUCUAAAAAAAAAAUACAACUGUUUAAUUAUCUAAAUAUUGUGUUCCUUUUUUAUUUAAAGCCUUCAUACAAGAGAAUAAUAUCGAAAUGAAUAUCCAAAAUGCUAGGAAUGUACUGUAAUAUGUCAAAAAAAAAACUGUAUAUAAUAUAAUAGCAUAUAUUGCACAAUGUAUUAUAAAAUUUUAGUAAUUUUGAAUAAAUUGGCCAAUAUAUGCACGCAACAGAAUAUAUUGAUAUAAAACAUAUUGUCAUAUUUUGGAUUCAGUUUUUAAUAUGUUACUUUUUCAUCAUGGUUGAAAUGCAUGAGAGCAUUUUUGAGCCAAAAGAGCUAUUUCCGUGUUGUAAAUGAUUCAGUCCACUUGCAUUCACUCUCACGUUGGAUUUGCAACUUGUUUAUUUUGUCGGUGAACGUUUUUUGGAUACCAGUCUAGCUCACAUUCUGCUUUGCAGGGGACUUCUGCUACUGUAGCAUCAAUCGUUGAACAGAUUGGCUAACUCUAGAGCGGCCAGAUAAAUGAGCUGUUUGGGGAGUUUGAGAGGUAAUUAAUGCUAACUUGAUUCGACUCAUGGGCGGUGUAAGAUGAGAUUCAUUGUAACAGAUUCUGAAAUGAACCUUUAUCUUUUUAGUAGCAUUAUAGCCAUGGUAGAGAUACAGUCAAGCACUAGUUGGUUUAUUUAUUAUUAUACUGUACUGACUUUAUAUGCCAUUUAUAUCUGAACGGUGAUGAAAAGAUUAUAUUGCUUUUGACAAAACGUCUCAAGAUUAGCAUUUUUCCAUUCCAGAUCAUUCUCUGAGGUGCAUAAUUUUGAAUAAAACAACAUCCUAGUAAAUCUCUGUUUCUUUGUUUUG
Onychostoma macrolepis is the source of this 9053-nucleotide messenger RNA. It is a transcript of the gene igsf9bb, whose product is annotated as immunoglobulin superfamily, member 9Bb. Bases 228 to 4634 code for a protein of 1468 amino acids. The transcript has 21 exons. Gene Ontology annotation, molecular function: protein binding. Gene Ontology annotation, cellular component: neuron projection. Gene Ontology annotation, biological process: cell-cell adhesion. The record is from RefSeq and is a predicted model, not a curated record. Lineage: Eukaryota; Metazoa; Chordata; Actinopteri; Cypriniformes; Cyprinidae.